Fonsecaea multimorphosa CBS 102226 is the source of this 1329-nucleotide messenger RNA. RefSeq lists its product as uncharacterized. Lineage: Eukaryota; Fungi; Ascomycota; Eurotiomycetes; Chaetothyriales; Herpotrichiellaceae. The record is from RefSeq and is a predicted model, not a curated record. The transcript is spliced from 3 exons. The coding region runs from base 1 to 1329 and encodes 442 amino acids.
AUGAGCUCGAUGAAAUAUGUCUCCCGCGACAGCGGCAUAUACCACAGCUUGCCUCAGUUUGAUCCGAAGCUGACUGGUCUCUCGGCUCUCAUAGCUGGAGCAAACGGUAUUUCCGGGUUCAAUACAUUACGAGCCCUAUUGGAUUCCCCACAGCGAUGGGCAAAAGUGUUUACAUUGUCGAGACGACCAUUGCCCACUGAAAUGAUGGAUCUCAUUCCGGCGGAGCUUCGCAAUCGAAUCCAACAUAUUUCGUGCGACUUGCUAGCCGAGCCUGAGGAUAUUGCCCAAGUCCUCAAGUCGGCUGAAGUUCAAGUGGACUAUAUCUUUUUCUAUGCCUACCUGCAACCUAGACCACCCCCGGGUGAGCCAGCAUGGUCCAAUCAGCAGGAGCUACUUGAAGUCAACUCGGCACUACUUCGCAACUUCCUCGAGGCGAUCCCGCGAGCUGGUGUCCAGCCAAAAAGAUUUCUCCUCCAGACAGGAGCAAAGAAUUAUGGGCCGCACAUUGGCCGCGCCCGUACUCCGAACGUGGAAUCCGACCCUCAGCCUCGUCACUUGGGUCCAAAUUUCUACUAUGCUCAAGAAGAUCUAUUGUUUGAAUACUGUGAGAAGUAUAGUGUUGGAUGGAACGUUAUCCGGCCACCAUGGAUUAUCGGCUCGGCCAUGACGGCCCAGUUGUGCGCCUUGUACCCGUUUGGAGUCUAUGCAGCGGUCGCCGCAGAGCGAAGCCUACCUCUACGCUUUCCGAACUCUUGGUCUUUCUGGCAACAGAAUUGUUCUCACUUUGGGACUGCCCUGUUGACUGGAUAUCUCAGCGAGUGGGCUGUUUUGGAGGAUAAGUGCAAGAACCAGGCUUUCAACAGCCACGAUACAAGUCCCAUUUCCUGGGAUCGUAUAUUUGCAGAAUAUGUGAGGUGGUUUGGUGUUGAAAAAGGCGUUUUGCCGCCUCCUGACGGCGAGACCGGACUACUUCAGCUAAAGCUGAAUGAUGGGAAAGACUCCCCAAUGGGGUAUGGUCCGCCCCUUACCGAGAAGAUGUCUUUCACCAUACUCGAUUGGGCUCAUGACCCGGAAAACCAGAAAGCCUGGAAGAGAAUUCAAGAAAGAGAGCAUAUAAACUUUGACCCUUUUGAGGAUAUCGAAGGAAAUUUCACAUUUGCUGACACUGUGUUUAUAACCUUUGGGCCUCUGAGUAUGAGCAAGGCGCGAAGGCUGGGGUGGACUGGAUUUGUGGACACAAUGGAAAGUAUCUUCGACAUGUACCAAGAAAUGCAUCUACUGGGAAUGCUACCAAGCCUGAAAGUUAGUGAGGCUUUGCCCCUGAUAUGA